AUGACGACACACAUCAUUGAAGAUGUCGUGAAGCGACUGAGCACUCCGGAAACGGAGCCAAAACUCAAGGUUGAAGCCGCCAUCACCCUGCGCGACAGCCUGGACCACUACACUACCGGUCCUACAUACCCAUUGUUCUUGAAGAAGCUAAUGCCCAUCUUCAUCAACAUCCUACGAGGCGCUCCCAUCUUCCACAGUACCUCCAAUGAGCAGAAACUCCGGAACUGUGUCCUCGAGAUCCUUCAUCGGCUACCUACAGCGCCAUCGCCCCCCGAACCUUUCGAGCCAUAUGCCGAGGAGAUUGCGGAUCUGUUGAUGGGCCUUGUGAGGACCGACAAUGAAGAUAAUGCAACAUUAUGCGUCAAGAUAGUGUCCGAUAUCAUGCGCCAUCAGCACAAGGUUCUGAAUGGGAAGGUUUAUAGGCAGACAGUGCCCCAAAAUGUCAAGCUCUUUGUGCCUCUGAUCAAGGGAGUGCUGUGUCUCCAGGCGAAAGCUCAGGAGCAGGCCCACUUGGACGCCGCAGCUAAGGGAACAGUUUUCACCGGUGUCAGCCCAGCUAUCAAGAACAGAGCAGCAUUUGGCGAGUUCAUCACAGCGCAAGUGAAGACAAUGAGCUUCCUGGCAUACUUGCUGCGACAAUAUUCCCAGCAGUUGACUGAUUUCUUGCCGACGUUGCCCGAAAUUGUUGUGCGCCUCCUUAAGGAUUGUCCUCGAGAGAAGUCCAGUGCGCGGAAAGAACUCCUCGUUGCGAUUCGUCAUAUCAUCAACUUCAACUUCAGGAAAAUUUUCCUCCCUAAAAUCGAGGAGCUUCUUGAUGAGAGGACUCUGAUUGGCGACGGUCUGACGGUCUACGAGAAUAUGAGACCCCUGGCCUACAGCAUGCUUGCCGAUCUGAUUCAUCAUGUGCGCGAUUCUCUUCAGCCAACCCAGAUUCGUAGGACUGUCGAGGUCUACACAAAGAAUCUGCAGGAUAACUUUCCGGGUACAAGCUUCCAGACUAUGAGCGCAAAGCUCUUGUUGAAUCUAGCGGAGUGCAUUGCCAAGAUGGAGAACAAGGCUGAUGCGCGGCAUUACCUCAUCAUGAUUCUGAACGCCAUUAGCGAUAAGUUCGCAGCAAUGAAUCGGCAGUAUGACAAUGCUGUCAAAUUGUCUAAGCUCAACAGUCAACAUGCUGCGGAUCAGGUCCCAGAGACCUACCUUGCAGACAAGGAUCACCCACCCGACUGGGAUGAGAUUGAUAUAUUCAACGCUAUGCCUAUAAAGAUAUCCAAUCCACGAGAUCGGGGCGCUGAUCCGGUCGUGGAUAACAAGUUUCUCUUCAAGAACUUGAUGAACGGACUUAAGAACUUGUUUUAUCAGUUGAAGAGCUGCAACCCUCCGCAAACAGUAGACCCGGCGAAUGCCCCGGCGCAUUGGCAGGAUGUGUCGUACGGCUUUUCGGCCGAGGAAGCACAGGUCAUCAUCAAACUUUUCCGAGAGGGUGCUUAUGUCUUCCGAUACUAUGAGAUCGAGAAGCCUGCCUCUGAAUCGCAGUAUCAAUCUCCUGUGGAAUAUAUGGCCAAUUUCUACAUGGUGUCCAGCAGCAAGGAGGAAAAGGAUCUACUGGAGACGUUUGCUACAGUCUUUCACUGUAUUGAUCCGGCUACAUUCCACGAAGUCUUUCAGCAAGAGAUUCCUCGCCUGUACGAGAUGAUUUUCGAGCAUACCGCACUCCUACACAUACCCCAAUUCUUCCUUGCAAGCGAAGCGACAUCUCCAAGCUUCUGUGGUAUGUUGCUGCGGUUCCUCAUGGAAAGAAUCGAAGAUGUUGGCAGCGCAGACGUGAAAAAGUCCUCAAUCCUCCUACGGCUUUUCAAACUUGCCUUCAUGGCGGUGACGCUGUUCGCCAGCCAAAAUGAGCAAGUCCUCCUCCCACACGUGGUGGAAAUUGUCACGAAGUCUAUCGAAUUAUCCACCAAGGCAGAAGAGCCGAUGAACUAUUUCCUGCUCCUGCGAUCUCUCUUCAGAAGUAUUGGCGGUGGCAAGUUUGAACACCUCUACAAGCAGAUUCUUCCUCUAUUGGAAAUGCUCCUAGACGUUUUGAAUAAUCUGCUAUUGGCUGCUCGGAAGCCUAUGGAACGAGACCUCUACGUUGAACUCUGUUUGACUGUGCCCGCAAGGCUGAGCAAUCUUUUGCCUCACCUGAGUUUCCUGAUGCGACCAUUAGUCGUUGCUCUGAGGGCAGGCACCGACCUUGUUGGUCAGGGCCUGCGAACCCUUGAGUUGUGCGUUGACAAUUUAACGGCUGACUACUUGGAUCCUAUUAUGUCUCCAGUCAUUGACGAACUGAUGACUGCGCUAUUCGACCACCUAAAGCCACACCCGUACAGUCAUUUCCAUGCCCACACCACAAUGAGAAUCUUGGGCAAGUUAGGUGGCCGAAAUAGAAAGUUUAUGACAGACGCGCUGCCAGUCGACUUCAAGCAAUACGUGGAUGACCCGUCGAGCUUUGAUGUCAGACUUAUCGGCUCAAAGAAGGACAGGGCAUUUCCAGCAGACUUGGGCAUUCAGUUAGCAAUCAAUAAGCUAACAGAAAUUCCAAGGCCGUCAAAGAUCAACGGUUCAAAGCAAUCUGAAGCCUUCUAUAAGACCCAGGCUUUCCAGUUCAUCAAGGCACAGCUCAAGCUCCGUAUUGGAUUUGAUAGUCUACCUGAUGAUUUGCCACGGCUGGUCCGCCUCCAAGCUCAGGAUUUCCUGUCACGCAAAUUUGAUGCAGAUUUUUCAACCUUUGAGACCUCGGAUCGUGAGCGGUCGAUUGCCAAGAAGGAGGAACAAGAUAAUGUACUCAAGCGCUUGAUCAAGGCAAUGAUGUUUGCGGAAUCGUUGCCAGAGUUCAAGGAGGAAGCAAACACAUUCUUGAUGAACUUGUGUCGGCAUUUCGCCAUUAUUGAGCUUGGUCGAGCACUGGUAGACCUCAAACGGGUACAUACUCCCUUUGAUGUCACGGCUGGUGAUGGACCCCUCUCCAUCGACACGCGCGUGCUGUGUGAUGCGAUUCUCGAAUCCCUCGCGUCUGAUCACCCUGAUGUCAGAGAUGCGGCUCAGCGUGCAAUUCAAGAGGUUUUCGACUCCGUAUCAACAAUCUUUGGGUCAUCCAGCCUUCCGGGGCGUUUAUCGUUCUUUGUGCACCUGGGCCAAGUCUUCUGCCAUGGCUGCUAUGAAGAAGAAUGGUUCACGAAAGCUGGUGGUGCACUUGGCAUCCGCAUAUUGCUCACAGAUGUUGAUCUUGGUGACAGCUGGGUCUUCUCGAAGCAAAUGGACUGUAUCCGAGCGCUCCUGUUUGUCAUCAAAGACAUGCCUCAAGAUCUUCCGGAGAAGACCAGAAGCUCAGCUCAGGAUACUUUGGAGACCUUGUUGAAGCGAAUCACUAAGAAUAUCAAGAAAGAAGACAUUAUGCCGCCUCAGCCACAACAAGGCCAGCCACAGCAGAAACAAUCCCGACUGCCUCAAAUAUGCAUGGUUUUGACAGAUCAACUUUCUCACAUGAAUCGUCAUGUGCGAGAGACGGCUAAGCGGGCUCUGCAAAUCAUUGCAAAGGCGUCGGGCAUGGAGAUAUGGGAGCUACUAGAGCCCUAUAAGGAGCGCCUCACCACACCAAUCUACAACAAGCCUCUUCGUGCGCUGCCUUUUCCCAUCCAGAUUGGAUACAUUGACGCAGUCACUUAUUUCAUGUCUCUAAAGUCCGAUUUCAUUCCUUUUGACGAACAUCUGAAUCGCCUCCUGAUGGAGUCACUUGCCCUAGCUGAUGCGAGCGAUGAAUCUCUCGCCAGUAAAGCUGCUGAGUUCCGAACGCAUGACUACAUUGUCAACCUCAGGGUAGCAUGUAUCAAGAUUCUAAGUACGGCAAUGGGCUUUGAAGAAUUCAUGAAGGGUCAACCUAAUCAGCCUAAUCCUACGAGGACUAAGAUUGUGUCUGUCUUCUUCAAAUGUCUCUACUCGGAUUCUGAGCCUACCAUUGAGGCAGCCAACGAUGCCCUGAAGGCAGUCCUGUCUCAUCAGACCAAGCUACCCAAAGACCUACUCCAAUCUGGCCUACGACCGGUUCUGGCAAGCUUGCAAGAUCCUAAGAGACUAAGUGUCCAUGGGCUGAACAAUCUUGCUCGACUUCUCCGUUUGCUCACUACGUAUUUCAAAGUGGAGAUCGGUGCGCGCUUGCUAGACCACAUCAAAGUGUUGGCAGAGCCAAAUACUCUGCAACAGCUGUCAUUCACCUUCUUCGAGCAACACAACACCAUGAAGGUCAUUGCUGCGGUGUUCAACAUUUUCCACCUUCUGCCGCCAGCAGCGGAGCAGUUCAAGGAGAGGGUCAUCGAUACUGUCCUGGAUUUGGAAGAGAAGCUUCGUAGAACUCAUCACAGUCCUUUCCGGGCCCCUCUAUACAAAUACUUGAAUCGUUAUCCUAAGGAGAUAUGGACAUUGCUUCUCAGCAAAAUCGGCGAGAUCAAGUAUGGUCGUUUCUUGGCCCAAGUGCUUCGACAUCCCGAAAGCAAAGCUCUUCGAGAGCAUGCUGCGGGCAACAUUGAGGAGCUGGUCAAGGUGUGCGGCGAAGUUCCAAGCGAAGACAAGGCACGAAAAUGUGUGGCAGUGAUUGAUUCUAUCAAUAUCAUCGACGCGUUGUGUCAAUGGCCAGGUACUACAGCAUGGAUGGAGAAGAAGCCCAAUCUCGACUGGGUCAAGCAAUCUGGCCGAGAUCUCGAACGCCAGCUACGUACCAAUGAAACUCCUGAGGACCUACGUCUAGCAGCAGAUCAGGCAGCUGAGCAGGUCAUGUCAAUAUUAACAAAGGCACUGGAACAGAAUCCCAAGGAUCUCGACUCUCUUUUUGCCUUGGUCGAAUCUGUCACGUCAGAGGAUUUCCGUGCAACUCAGCGGCUCUACUCUUAUCUCUAUCAAACCAUCAUCAACAAUGAGUCAGUUGACUUUUGGAAGACUCUCGUCCUGCGGUGUCUUGAGAUCUACGCCGGUAAGACGGCAAGUCAAAAAACAAAAUACUUCUUGCUUCACAAUAUUGUCAAUCCCAUCGUUGCGACCGAUGUAAUGCGGCAUUGGGACCUGCCAGAGUCACGGCCACAACGAUUGAUGGACAGGACUGUCAUAGAAUCUAUCAAUAACAAGAUCUGGAAAGUCAACCUAGCUGAUCCACAGGAUGAUCUUGCACAACCUGGCAUUGACCACACACGUAUGGAAGUACUACAAUUGUCUGCCAUGCUGGUCAAAUACCAUCACACUAUUCUGCAAGAGGCGAGGAAGGAUAUCAUCAAGUUUGGUUGGACUUAUAUCAGACUUGACGAUGUUAUCAACAAGCAUGCUGCGUAUGUUGUGCUUUGUUACUUCAUCGCACGAUAUGACACUCCAGCAAAGAUUGUCACCCAGGUGUAUUUCUCGCUGUUGAAAACCAAUCAAACGGAAGGCCGAGCACUCGUUUCCCAAGCUUUGGAAUUGAUGGCUCCUGUUCUACCGAAGAGAUGCGGCACAGUUCAACCAAAUGACCGCAAUGCCGUCUGGGCGGUUGCUCCUAGACGAAUACUCGCUGAAGAGGGUCAAAAUGUGCAACAGAUGACAAGCAUAUUCCAGUUCCUGGUGAAGCACCCGGACUUGUUCUAUGAGUCUCGGGACAAGUUCGCCAUGCUGAUCAUCACGUCGCUUCGCAAGGUAGCGGCGCCGCCGAAUCCUUCCAAUGAAAGCAGGAAACUGGCGUUGAACAUGAUGUGGUUGAUCUGGCAAUGGGAAGAGCGCCGUGUAACCGGCAAGGAAGUCUCGCCUAUCCGAGCUUUAUCUGAGUCGCCAAACGCCAAGAAGCGCAGACUAGAUGAGCAGAACUCGUCUUCGCCAGCUGCGAAAUCAGUCGCCCCCACAGAAAGAGCCGAGUUCCUGAUACCACCAAUAGGCCGACAAAAGAUGGUUAAGUACCUCGUCGAGUUCAUUGCUCAGCUAAACGAGCGCUAUCGAUUGCCUUCAACGAAGACUCGAGACCCUAUGGCAAACAUGGGAUUACCGCCUCAGACAAAUGAGUUGUGCCGCAAAGCAAUGACACUUCUGUACAACCUCCUUCAGCCGCAGUACUGGGGCGAUCUGGAUGUCGACCUCUUCCCCAAUGUGACAGACGUGGUUCUGGCCAGUGACAAGACAACCGCUAUUCUCGCCGUGGACCCUACCACAGAUAAGGAGAAGGUCGACGAGAAAUUCAUCACCAAUAUCAUCAACACCCUCCAAGUUGUUCGCAUUAUACUGCACUUCAAGACGGAUGAUUGGAUCUUGAGAAAUAUGGCACAUAUUCAGAAAAUUCUGGAAAAGUGUCUGAAAUCUGAAAAUCCGGAGCUGCAAGAUUGCCUGCACAUGUCUGAUCCGGAAUACGAUGAUGGCCGAGAGUUGAAAUCUAGCAUCCAGAGAAUAUUGGAUGCGGUGCCGCCUCCUUCAGAGGACGUCAACAUGGAAGAUCCGGAUGCUGAAGGAGAGCCCGAAGCUCAAACAUCGGAAAUUAUUACUUUCCUCUCCAAUAUCGCAACGGAGACCAUGGCUGCGUCUAACUAUGUGUCUGGCAUCAACGUCCUGUGGUCACUUGGAAACCGUCGGCCAGCGGCCAUUGAUCCUCAUAUUCCCGCGAUCAUGAAGUCUCUUCAAUCCAAGCUGGCUCGAGACCACGUUUCGCAUUACACUGCUGUCAGCCAUCAGGGAGCCAUGGCUAGACCACAGGAGCCGAAUGCACCAGUUGAAAUGAAUGCUUAUGACUUGGAGAUCCAAACAGGUCUGAUGCUGAAGGCGAUUGAUGUCACUGCCAAGCGAAUGGAGAUCCUGGGCGAUAAUCGCCGACCAUUCCUGAGUGUACUCGCCACUCUUGUCGAGAAGUCCCUCCAUAUCCCUCUCUGCGAGAAGAUACUGGACAUGGUUGAGGGCUGGGUGUUCCGAUCGGAAGGCACUUGGCCAACGCUCAAGGAGAAGACGGCUGUGCUUCACAAGAUGUUGUCCUUUGAGCACAGAGCUGAUCCAACCAUGCUCACAAAGUUUUUGGAUCUGGUCAUCCGCAUUUACGAAGACCCCAAGAUAACAAGAACUGAGCUCACCGUCCGUAUGGAACACGCGUUUUUGAUAGGCACACGCGCCCAAGAUGUUGAGAUGCGCAAUCGAUUCAUGGCCAUCUUCGACAAGAGUCUUUCAAAGACUGCGAGUGCUCGCUUGUCAUAUGUGCUUACUGCGCAGAAUUGGGACACAUUAGCGGAUUCUUUCUGGCUAGCUCAAGCUUCACAGCUUCUCCUGGGCGCUGUGGAGUCGAGCCCAGCUAUUCAGCUUCAUCAAGAAGAUUUCCGAACAUUGCCUGCUUCUCAGCUGUUUGGCACAUAUGCCAAGGAUACCAGAGAGCCCACCAUCAUGGCAGACGACAAGUACGAUGCGUUCAUGGCGAAUCACCGUCGUUUCGUUGCAGAGCUAGGCGAUGUCAAAGUCAAAGACAUGAUUGAACCCUUGACCCAGCUCCAGCAUAUUGAUCCUAAUCUGGGCCAUGAAUUAUGGGUGGCUUUGUUCCCCAUGUACUGGGCCGCUACUGCCAGGGAGGAGCGAACAGAUCUUGAGCGUGGCAUCGUCAUGCUACUUACAAAGGACUACCAUACCAGACAGAUCGACAAGCGACCAAACGUGAUCCAGUCCCUGUUGGCAGGUGCUGCCAAGGCAUGGCCCGAGUGCAAGAUCCCGCCCCAUGUUCUCAAGUACGAAGCCAAGACGUUUGACGCAUGGUACACUGCUCUCGUUCAACUUGAAAACGCCGCGAUUCGUCCCGAGAUUGACUCUGCUAAUGUCAGAGAGAGUAACCUGGACGCCUUAGUCGAGCUGUACUCCGCAUUACAGGAAGAAGAUCUGUUCUAUGGUACAUGGCGUCGCCGGUGCCAAUUUGUGGAGACCAAUGCAGCCCUAUCUUAUGAGCAGAAUGGAAUGUGGGAUAAAGCCCAGAAGAUGUACGAAGCGGCUCAGAUCAAGGCUCGAACAGGCGUGAUUCCCUUCUCACAAGGAGAGUACAUGCUUUGGGAAGAUCAUUGGGUGAUUUGUGCCCAGAAACUUCAGCAAUGGGAGAUUUUGCAAGACUUUGCCAAACACGAGAACUUCCAAGAUUUGCUACUUGAGUGCGCCUGGCGGAAUACAGAGAUGUGGCAGACUCAAGAGCACCGUGAAGCUCUGGAUAAUCUCAUCAAGGGUGUGAUGGACGCGCCAACACCACGUCGUGCUUUCUUCCAAGCAUUCAUGUCACUACUCAAGUUGCAUAACAAGCAGGAGACGACUCAAGACUUCCAAAGGGUAUGCGACGAGGCUAUACAGUUGUCGAUCCGUAAGUGGCAUCAACUUCCGAGAAGCCUCACGAAUGCACAUAUCCCCCUGCUACAGAACUUCCAGCAACUUGUGGAGUUGCAUGACGCCAGUAUCAUCUGCUCGAGCUUGGCGGUCACCAACCAGACCAAUCUGGAUGUCAAGUCUGGAGAACUGAAGCUACUGCUUGGUGCUUGGAGAGAUCGCCUUCCGAAUGUGUGGGAUGAUAUCACAGCAUGGCAAGAUCUUGUCACCUGGCGACAGCACAUCUUUGGCCUCAUCAACAAUACCUACCUCCAGCUGCUUCCGCAGCAAGGCCAGAAUACAAGUGGCGCAUCGUUUGCCUACCGCGGCUACCAUGAGACGGCUUGGAUCAUCAACCGCUUCGCUCAUGUGGCCAGGAAGCACAGCUUACCAGAUGUUUGCAUCAGCCAAUUGAGUAGAAUCUACACUCUGCCCAACAUCGAGAUCCAAGAGGCGUUCCUCAAGCUCCGAGAGCAGGCCAAAUGCCAUUAUCAGAACCCUGAAGAGCUGACCAGUGGCUUGGAUGUCAUUAACAACACCAACUUGAAUUACUUCAGCGCGACUCAAAAGGCCGAGUUCUACACACUAAAGGGCAUGUUCUUGGAGAAGCUCAAGCAAAAGGAUGAGGCAGAUCAAGCCUACGGAACCGCACUUUACUUCGAUAUCACCGCAGCGAAAGCCUGGGCUGAAUGGGGCUACUUCAACGACCGAAAGUUCAAGGAAGACCCAUCAGAUCUCAAUUCCGCAAGACAAGCCCUCACAUCCUAUCUUCAGGCUGCUGGAAGCUAUAAGAAUGCCAAGUCUCGCAAGCUAAUUGCGAGAAUCUUGUGGCUUCUAAGCAUGGACGAUGCAAAUGGAACCAUUGCAGCCGGGUUCGAUGACUUCAAGGGAGAUACGCCAACCUGGUACUGGAUCACUUUCAUACCGCAAUUGUUGACCGGUCUCGGCCAUAAGGAGGCGCCGCGGGUCCACACGAUUCUCCUCAAGAUCGCGAAAUCCUACCCGCAGGCUCUGUACUUCCAGCUCCGAACCAAUCGUGAGGACAUGCUUGUGAUCAAGAAGAAUCAGGAAGCCAAGGAGAAAGCUCGGCAGAGAGCCCAGUCUGCCGCUGCUAGCAAACCUAGCAGCUCCCCACAGCAGCAGAGACAAGAAACCCCUGCAGCGGCCAAGGCCGAGGGCGGUUCUAGCUCUCGGCCAGCGACAGCCAAUGGUGAAACUCCAGCACCUGUUAAGACAGAAGGUGGAGAGACCAAGGAAGGCACCGCUACUCCAGGGCCGCCAGCAACCAACGGUAACGUCCAGCCCAAAGAGGAGCAGGCGGGAGCGGGACAGAAGAAGCCUCCAUGGGAGCUUACAGAGGAAAUCAUGUCUGUUCUCAAGACAGCAUUCCCGCUCCUGGCACUAUCGAUGGAAACUACAGUCGACCAGAUCCAGAAGCACUUCAAAUGCCCACCAGACGAGGAUGCAUAUCGACUCAUUGUUGCUCUUCUCAAUGACGGACUUGCUUACGUUAGCCGCAUGCCGACUUCAUAUGCCAAAGAUGUCAAGUUGCCAACUCCCACAGAGACUAACAUCACUCGUUUUGCCGAGACUAUUCUGCCAGCCCAUAUUCGCAAGACAUUCGAAGCAGAUUUUGUCGAGGUGAAGCCGACAAUGUAUGAGUACAUUCACAAGCUUCGUAGGUGGCGAGACAAGUUCGAAGAGAAGCUGGACCGCAGGAACCCGCGUGCUUCACUCGAGACGUUUAGUCCUCACCUCAGUGAAUUCCGUUACCAGAAAUUCGAUGAGGUCGAAGUGCCAGGGCAAUACCUCCAGCAUAAGGACAAGAACCAGGACUUUAUUAGGAUUGAUCGCUUCAUUCCCACUGUUGACCUUGUGCGGACUAUCGGUGUCUCCCACCGACGCUUGAAGAUUCGUGGUCAUGAUGGUAGCAUCCAUCCAUUUGCUGUCCAGCACCCUGCUGCACGCCACUGUCGCAGAGAAGAGAGAAUUCUCCAACUUUUCAGGCAACUCAACCAGAGAUUGAGCCGGAAGAAAGAGAGUCGUCGCCGUGAUCUGCAAUUCACCCUGCCUUUGAUGGUUCCUCUUGCUCCACAUAUUCGCAUUGUCCAAGAGGAUACAUCAUACAUCACACUCCAGGGCAUUUAUGAAGAUCACUGCAGGCGGAAUGCCAUGUCCAAGGAUGAGCCAGUCUUGUUUACGAUGGACAAGCUCCGGGGCCUCCAGGAUAGCAAGGGGCCAAAGCAUGGCGAACAGAGCGCAACUGCACGGCUAGAGGUCCUCAACGCAAUUCAAGAGAAAUGGGUCCCGCAUACCGUCGCUCUCGAGUACUUCCAGACAGCGUUCCCAGAUUAUGCGGACUUCUGGCUUUUCAGACGCCGUUUCUCAUACCAGCUGGCGGCCCUCACAUUCAUGACUUACAUCCUCUACAUUGACAAACGGUACCCGCACAAGAUCAACAUCGCACGAAGUACCGGAAACAUCUGGGGAUCUGAACUCAUGGCUUUCAUGUCGAGCGCCAAACCGUUCUUCCACAACCAGGAACCAGUUCCAUUCCGUCUCACACCUAACCUCCAAACGCUCAUGGGACCCUUGGCCACUGAAGGAAUUUUUAGUUGCGCCAUCAUGGCCAUCGCGCGCUGCUUGACCGAACCAGAGUUUGAGCUUGAGCACGCUCUCACCUUGUUCGUGCGUGAUGAGGUAAUGUUUUGGUUCACAAGCAGCCACCGAGCCAUUCACCUCAACGAGAAUCAGCUUCGCGAGACUGUGCAAACAAACAGCGAUAUGAUCGUGAAGAGAGCAGUCAGCCUUGCUCACGCCCCCGUCGGCAGUCUACCCGCCAAUCAGACGGUCAUUGACCUUAUCGCUAAGGCCGUUAACCCAAUGAGAGCAAUCCCCACCUUCAAGGAUCUUCAUGAGUACUCCAUCACCAAGCGCACCCAGUUUUGGGGCCAGCUAUUUGACUCAUCUGAUUACAUCUACUCUGGCUUUUAUACGACUGUCGUCGAUGAGUCCAAGACCAUCGAUCAGAUACCACGAUGGUUUGAGGGAGUGUACCUAAACUUUGCCGAGAAUGUAUUGUAUUCACGUGGCCCGAAGGAUGCCCAAGAUCACCGUGGCACAAGGCAUAAAGAAGACGGGAAGAUUGCUGUCACGGAGAUCAGAGAGGGUGCCUCAGAGACUAGGGAGGUUUUAUUCAUGGAUGAUGCGGCCCUCUACAAUGGCAAGGUGGUGGAUCUGAGAGAAAAGAUGACCGGUAUUGUCGACGGGCUCGCCGGAUGCAGCGAGUUCACAGGUGUUGUAUCUAUUCCUCGGUUCUCACGGCCCAAGGAUGUCUCCCAAGUGUCAAGGGCAGAGACUUGGGCAAGUUUUCUGAGCAAAGCUAAGGGCCCUCCCCCAGACUUUGUUCGCAUUGCGUUCCAUGAACCGUCCAUCAUAUGCUACUCCUCGGGAACAACCGGAAUUCCGAAGGCAAUCGUACACUCUGUUGGCGGUCUGAUGAUCAAUUACUUCAAAGAGGGCAGACUCCAUGAGGAGCUAGGACCAGAUGGCGUUGGGUUGCAGUACACAACAACCGGGUGGAUCAUGUAUGUUGCCAACGCCGGACAACUUCUAUUUGGGUCAAGGGCAGUGAUGUACGACGGCUCACCAUUUCAGCCGGAUGUCAAGAUCUUGAUCAAGAUCCUUGGCGAGCAAAAGGUGACCAAGUUUGGUAUCAACCCAAGGUGGAUGUUUGAGAUCGCAAAGGCUGGCUUAUCUCCGCGUGAGCUCACAGAUCUAUCAAGUCUGCAGACGGUCACGUCGACUGGCAUGGUCUUGUCGGACCAGCUGUUUGAAUGGUUCUACGAUAAGGGUUUCCCGGCUCACACACACCUUGGAAAUAUCUCAGGUGGCACUGACAUUGCAGGCUGUUUCGGUCUCAUGAAUCCGCUCGAGCCGGUUUACGUCGGAGGCACUCAAGGGAACAUCACCUUCCUUGGUCGCGCGGACGGUGUGCUAAACCCGUCAGGAGUUCGAUUUGGCUCCGCUGAAAUCUACUCAGUCCUGGAACGGCACUUUGUUGACAAGAUCCAGGACUCUCUGUGCGUCGGCCAGAGACGGCCACAUGACCAUGACGAAAGUGUUAUGCUGUUUCUAUUGAUGAGACCGGGUCAAAAGUUCGAUAAGAAGCUAGUACAGGAGAUCCGGGAGGCCAUCGGGAGAGAUCUGUCGAAAAGACAUAUACCCAAACACAUCUUUGAGACACCAGAGAUUCCGGUGAGUUUCACUUCCUUCAAGCUUUGUCGUUACACCAACUAA
This is a messenger RNA of Phaeoacremonium minimum UCRPA7, 12654 nucleotides long. RefSeq names its product putative histone acetylase complex subunit protein. Lineage: Eukaryota; Fungi; Ascomycota; Sordariomycetes; Togniniales; Togniniaceae. Gene Ontology annotation, cellular component: nucleus; NuA4 histone acetyltransferase complex; SAGA complex. Gene Ontology annotation, molecular function: transcription coregulator activity; protein binding. The transcript has 10 exons. The coding region runs from base 1 to 12654 and encodes 4217 amino acids. The record is from RefSeq and is a predicted model, not a curated record. Gene Ontology annotation, biological process: regulation of DNA-templated transcription; DNA repair.